GUAAUCGUUUCUACUUUAUAAAAAAAAAUUUAAAGAUAUUUGAUUUAAUAUAUUUUUGUCGUUUUUUUUUAACGAUUUUUAGUAAGAAGCUUGUAAGCCCAGAUCAUUUCUAAAUAAUAAAGUAAACAGUCUUUUGUAUUCUAUUAUUGAAUGUAAGUAAGUGAUCUCAAAAUUAAAAUGUAAAUUUUUAAUGUUAUGGAUAGUUUCCCACCAGCUAACUGUCGUUUACAAAUACUGAUUGACGAUCCUUGGCGUCAAGAAAACUUAUCAUUUGACGAAAUAGUGGUUCCCAUCAAAGAACUUCCCGAUCCUGAGGCAGACGCCACCGAUGCUCAUUUGACGCUUACCCAACAGGACACAAAGUGGACAGACUUGGCUCUUACAAACAUACUUAGUGACAAUCCAUUGCCUCCACCACCCCGAGUUUGA
Rhopalosiphum padi (bird cherry-oat aphid) is the source of this 429-nucleotide messenger RNA. RefSeq names its product anaphase-promoting complex subunit 13. Bases 196 to 429 code for a protein of 77 amino acids. The record is from RefSeq and is a predicted model, not a curated record. Lineage: Eukaryota; Metazoa; Arthropoda; Insecta; Hemiptera; Aphididae. The transcript is spliced from 2 exons. Gene Ontology annotation, cellular component: anaphase-promoting complex.